GACGGAUGAGCGCGAGAUAUAAAUCGAGGAGCGCGACCAGCCCGGGUCGCGGUUCUGCUCAGACGUGGCGCUCAUUUGUUUACCACCUCCAACAUCUCCGUUCCAGCUCACAGCCCGCCCCAGCAGCACCGACCCGGCCGGGAUAUUGUUAUUGUACCAGUGUGUGUGGUUGUUGGAGUAGUUUCAUGAGGCGGAGCGGCGGGACAGCUGUGGUCUAACAGGAAGAGAGGGAAAUGUCUUGGUGGCAGCGCGGAGAGGAUGGAGAAGAGGUCGUGCUGCAAGACAUGGAUAGUGAUGUGGCUGACCCCAGGGAGGGUGGGAAAGUCAAGGUGAAAUGGACGCAAGAGGAGGACGACAAGCUGAAAACACUGGUUCAGAAACUCGGACCAAAUGACUGGAAACAUAUUGCGAGUUACUUACCGGAUCACACUGAACACCAGUGUCAGCACCGCUGGUUUAAGGUCUUGGAUCCAGAGCUGGUUAAAGGGCCUUGGACCAAAGAAGAGGAUGAGAAAGUUAUAGAGCUCGUGAGUCUCUAUGGUAACAGACAGUGGGCACUGGUCGCCAAGCAUCUCAAGGGACGACUGGGUAAGCAGUGCAGAGAGCGCUGGCACAACCACCUCAAUCCCAGCGUGAAGAAGUCGUCCUGGACAGCUGAAGAGGACCUCAUCAUCUACAAAGCUCACAGCUUGCUUGGAAAUCGCUGGGCUGAAAUUGCCAAGCUGCUCCCUGGAAGGACGGACAAUGCUGUGAAGAAUCACUGGAAUUCGACUAUCAAACGCAAGUUAGAGAUGGGAUUCUAUGCCGGGGAAGUUUUGAGGCCAAAUGAACUCGAAGAGAUUUUGGCUCGCGUUAAUAAAGAUGUGCUGGCGGCUAGUUGCUCCCAGGACAAGGAGCAGAAAACUCACCUCUCAGAGCUUUCCGAAGCAUCAGAUUCAGCUGAACACUGCGUGAGUGAAGCGGCGCCAUCAAACGUCCCUUCACCAAAGGACAGUUUAAGCCCCAAUACUGAAGUGGACAACACGGGAGAGAUGAGCAGCACCAACUGGGUGGUGGAUGAAUCUGGAUUUCUCUCCCCUACGGGCCCAGCACUGAAGGAAGUGUUGGACAUGGUGGAUGGGGACCUUGACGGCUGGUGCAACCUUGCAGCGUUUGACCUGCCCGAGGACAGUCCCAGCCCGGAGCGCCACCAGUUCCGUCUGGAGGGCAGCGCCUUGCAGGAGCUGAGCAAAGGCAACAAGGGAGAGCUCAUCCCCAUCUCUCCCGGAGGGAUCACGCCGCCCUCCAUCCUGACCCGCCGCAGCCGCAGGCGCGUCAACCUGUCCCCAGACGCCAGUCUCCUCAAGACUCCCAAGAGCACUCCUGUCAAAAUCCUGCCCUUCUCGCCAUCACAAUUCCUCAAUAUGUGGACUAAGCUGGACAGUCACGACCUGGAGAACCCUUCACUCACCUCCACGCCGGUCUGCAGCCAGAAAGCCACCGUUACCACGCCGCUACAGCGAGACAAGACCCCCCACACAAUGAGAGAAACCUCUGCAUUUGUGACACCGAACCACAAGUCUGAGCUCUGCACGACCCCGCGGACUCCAACGCCCUUCAAAAAUGCCAUGGAGAAGUACGGUGCUCUUCAGCCUCUGCCCCAGACACCAAACCUUGAAGAUGAUAUAAAUGAGGUCAUUCUGAGAGAUGCAGGAAUCAACUUGGUUGUGUGUUCAACGCCACCAGAGCAGAGGCGUAAAACCAUGAAUCGCCCUCCGAUGAAGAAAGUGCGGAAAUCUUUGGCUCUAGAUGUCGUGGACUGCCAGGUGACAUCCAAACGCAAGUCCAUGAAAACGGAGGCCAAAAACAGCAUCAAGGAAGAACCUGUGACGCUGACCCUCAACUCCUCGUCGUUCGGCAGCAAGCAGCAUGAAAAUAUUUUGGAUCAGGGAUUCCUUUUGGGCCCCAGCGACAGCGCCAUAUUUCCUGGUGCCGUGCCGCUCGUUCCCAUGACCAAAGAGUGGGAGACGGUUGUUUGCGGGCAAACUAAAGACCAGCUCAUCAUGACAGAGAAAGCAAGACACUACCUUCGCUCGCUGAAAUCCCAUCCUCCCAACCGGGCUCUGAUUCUGUCCUGAGAUCAGACGUUUGCAUGUGAAACGUGUUGGUGUGAAAAUAUUAAUGUUGUUCCUGUUAUUCUCACUGGUUUCCUUUAGAAGAGAGGUCGUGCCAUGGGCCGGUUAAUGACGUGUUAAAACAAAUCUCUAGCAAUGGACGGCAUGUUUC
Molecule: messenger RNA, 2265 nt
Organism: Cololabis saira (Pacific saury)
Lineage: Eukaryota; Metazoa; Chordata; Actinopteri; Beloniformes; Belonidae
Gene: mybl2b
Product: v-myb avian myeloblastosis viral oncogene homolog-like 2b
Exons: 14
Coding region: 234-2117 (627 amino acids)
Biological process (GO): regulation of DNA-templated transcription
Cellular component (GO): nucleus
Molecular function (GO): DNA-binding transcription factor activity, RNA polymerase II-specific; RNA polymerase II cis-regulatory region sequence-specific DNA binding
Source: RefSeq, a predicted model, not a curated record